Messenger RNA from Diuraphis noxia (Russian wheat aphid), 2598 nucleotides. RefSeq names its product exonuclease mut-7 homolog (gene Nbr). Gene Ontology annotation, biological process: nucleobase-containing compound metabolic process. The record is from RefSeq and is a predicted model, not a curated record. Gene Ontology annotation, molecular function: 3'-5' exonuclease activity; nucleic acid binding. NCBI's taxonomy places the organism in Eukaryota, Metazoa, Arthropoda, Insecta, Hemiptera, Aphididae.
UGUCUAUAAAAGUAUAAAAAAAAAUACACACAUAGUUAAUCUUAGUCCGUGGUCCAUAUCACAUAAAUUAACAAUGAUGUCUGGUCUGUGAUAAAAACCUUGUGUAGUUGUGUGGUAAUCACCCUUAGAUAAUAAAAUAUAACAACAAUAAUAAUAGUUAAUUCUGUUUAUUAUAAUUUAUUGUAUAACAGAGUAAGAUUUCAUUUACUCAAUAUUUUGAUUUUUGAAAUUCAAAAUCUAUUCUAUGAAUUGUGAUUCUAUGACAGCAGUCGUUGAGUCGCCUCUGACGCGAUAAUAUCAACACUCAGGUCUUUGUGGUUGACAGUUUGGUUUUGUGCGUUGGUACCUACUACAUCACGAAGACUGAUCAUGGCUGGGCGUUGGAACGAAAACAGUUGCAAUGCACCAGCUUCUAACUUCACCAAUUUCAGGCCUGCUGGGCCAUCUUCAAACSAAUCCAUAAKGAAGAUGAACAGUGAUACUCAGAUACGCUUCUCUAAUUACGAUUUUGGUAGCACUUCAACAACAUCAAACACUUAUGUUUCACCAGUCACACAUUUUGAACCAGUGCAGAGAUUUGAGCCGGAGGUUGAACGCAUUGCCAGGCAUAUUCAGAGUAUUUGGGCUACUUGGAAACAAAGUAAAGUUUUAACUGAUACAUUGAGAAGUUUUUUUAAAUCCAGUCCUGAUCCGUACAACUCCUUAUUGCAAUUGAUAAAUGUCAUAUCAGAAGACAGACUCAAGGGUAAAGCUAGCUCAAUGGCUCAUACUAUAACAGAAGAAUUUUACAAAUGGAUAAAAUGUAACGAAAGUGAAUAUGAACAUGUUUUAACUGACGAAUUGAAAAUUCAAGCAUUUAAAAUGAUACUUGAAAAAAAAAUAAACUUAAACACGAUUAACACCAUUGUUAAAAUUUUCAAGUGUAAUACACGUUUAGAUUGUAUGGAAGAAUUAAUUAGGGAAUCGAUUAAACAAAAAAGAUUUAAAGAGGCCUGUUAUGCUAGUAUGAGUUUGAAUAUACAAGAUAGAUUUAGCGUAGAAGAUUUUUUACUUCCRUUGUUUUUUAUGAAUUUGGUGUGUGUAACAGAAGAAUUUUUAAUGACUACUCAAUUUCAACAAACAGCUUUGGUAAAAUAUCUUGAUGAUCUAUUAGUAGAGAAUGAUGAUUGCUUAUACUUCUUAGCUAAGCGUCUAAAUGUUACACAAUCAAAUAAUAAUUUUUCUAAUAAAAAUCAAAUCAAAACAAAUCUAUCACGAAUAAUGAAAAAAUAUAACAUUCCAAACGAGUUGGCUCCUAACAUUACUAGACAAAAGAAGAAGGGAGCUUUAGUAUACUUGUUCCGUCGUUAUCAAUCUGGCGCUACUGGAAUCCAUGCUUGGAGAGAAAUGGCGUUAGAAUCAAUUGGCGAUGAUGAAACAAUGAUGUUGGAAGUUGUCAAGAUGUUAGAAAAUUUUGGAGAUAUUCAAGAGUGUAUUUAUUUUGCCCAAUUAUUUGCCAUUGACCCAUCAUUAUUGCCACCAUCCAUACAACAAGAGUUACUUUACUGUGAAAACGCGAGUGCUGGUAUCAAUAUAUCAAUACCAACUGAAGAAUACAAUACUAUAGAAUAUCAUGACUUAUCAUUGCCUGAUAAACAAAUUCAUAUAAUUGAUUGUGCAUCAAAGUUUAAUGAAUUUUUAGAUAAAAUUAACAUUGAGUUAUUUGAUGCACAUUUGGAUGUUUUCGGUUUGGACUGUGAAUGGAAACCAGAACUAACAAGUGAUAAAAGUGAUUUAGCAUCCAUUCAGCUAGCUACUAUUGAUUCAAUUUACAUAUUUCAUUUACCCCAACUGCAACCAGCUGAAAAUUUUAAGCUUCAUUGGCAAGAAUUUUCAAUGAACAUAUUCAGCAAUAUAAAUAUAUUGAAAUUAGGUUUUGAAUGGAAAGGAGAUGCAUCAAUGAUUAGAUCUUCGUUACCAAUUGAUAAUAUACAACUCCACGGGCCUGGUUUUGUUGAUAUUAAGUUGUUAUGGAAAGAACUAGAAACCAAAUGGAAUUUUCAACUUCCGUUUCAAAGUCCAAAUGAAGACAUAACUUAUAAUAGUCUUUCCGAUUUAGUAAAAUUAUGUUUUGGAAGGCCAUUAAAUAAGACUGAGCAGUUUUCRAAUUGGGAAAAAAUACCAUUACGUUCAGAUCAAAUUAAAUAUGCUGCUCUGGACGCUUAUUGUUUAUUAGAAAUUUACAAUUUAUUCAAAACAAAAUGUGAAGCCAACAAUAUUCCAUUUGAUGAAGUGUGUCACAAAAUAUCAAAUAAUGAACAUCCAGAUAUGUUGAAACCUAAACCAAAACAUAAAAAACAUAAAUAUAAAGUGCCGACUACUAAUAUAAAAUCCAAGUCACCUCAUACUCAUGUUUCUUGUGUUAAGCAUUUCAAAUUUUUGGUACCAUACACAUUAGAGAAACUAGCUGAACGUUUACGUAAAUGUGGUAUUAGUACUUCUAUUGUUGAAAGAUCAAAAAUUAACGAUUGCCAUCAUAUAGUGAAUUUAAUCAAAACAGACAAUUUACAUUUUAUUGCUUUUGGACAUGCAUUUUCAAAGGUAAGCUUAUUAUAUUAA